AUGCAGUCGACUCAGACCUGUAAGGACCUGUACCUCUCCACUACUGAUACAAUAGUCGCGGGUUCACCCAGCCUGACCAGAAUUUCUGCCCGCAUGUCACGUUCCUUUUCAAAGGAAAGGUACUUGCGUGCCGUAUGUAUGAGACGGAAAGGGCCAGAGGGCGGUGGAGGAGACAAGAUCGGUCAAGCCUACACAGUCACAAAGCCUUCACAUCCUGAUAGCAUAUACUGUGAUGGAGUAUCUCGCUUUGUAUGCGGGAGCGCUGUACCCCAUGUUUCAGUGACCAAGCCGACUUCUAACUUGCCCGGCGAACCAUUUGGGAUCACUCAGGACGUAGUCCCUUGCCUGUCAAACAUCACUGAGGAACCGCUCCCUUUUCUCAGGGAAGCUGUGCGACUCGCCUUGCGCGAUGCACCAAAUUUGGAGCCUUCAUCUCCCUCCCAUUUGACCCCGCAUUACCAUUCUCGAGAAGCCUCCAAAGCGCCUUCCCGAACGAGUUCUCGCCCACCUUCACCGCCGGGUUCUGCCAGCGGCAUGCCUCUAGGUGGCGAUACUCGAGCCAGACUGAGGUCUCGAUCCGGGACUCCCGUCCGCUCGCGCGCGAAUUCACCUUACCGCAGAGAGCCCCCGAGUCCUACCAAUCCAGGCGUUAUGCCCUCUCCCGCGGCCUCUGCAGUGGAACUCCGUGAAAUCUCCCCGCCGCCGAAUGACCCUACGAGACUGGUCGCCGCCCCGGGAAGCAGCCACACCGUCGUUAAUCCAAAGCCAAAGCCUAUCUGCCCAUCCAAUAUUGCAAGAUAUGAACGACACCACAGUAGGGAGAAAACUGACAUUUGUGUGCGAGUGAGAGACGAUCCGAAGACUACACUUUCACUAUUCCACGAGACCACCGAUUCAAUAAACUCUCUACCCUCACACCCAUCCAGCGAAGAGAUGUACGACGUCCCAAAGGACUGGAAGGCAUGUGAGCAUCCCGAAGGUGCAUUGUAUUUCAUGCAUGAGAAGAAGAGAAUAUUCACCGAUGCUUAUCUUUGCGAUGAGGAGAUACGCCCGAUAAUCUGCAAUUCUGUAACAGCUAUCGAGAGUAUGAUGGAAUGGGAUCCAUCCAGCGAAUUAGUUUUGGAGUUGCUCAAAGAUGGAACUUGCGGCUAUUACUUCGCCGAUCUCGAAAAAAAAACUUUGUUCUGGGCGGAAGAAACCUGGGCCACCCAAUCAAUGUUUGAAGAGAUCGAGGGUGAAACAUGGCCUUCGCAUCUGAGUAGGCAAUUUAUUACAUUUCUGAGGUACUAUGCCAAGGAGUCUUCCCAGGACACGAGCUGCAAUCUCGGUAUUGGUGAAAGAGUCCGCAUGUUGGACGUCACGCUGGACAUAUACAACGAGGUCCUUGCGGAACUUACUCACGGGACCAUAGAUUCUCUAACAGCUAGUUACUCUACAUUUCCCUGGGGACACGAAGACGGUCAGAAAAUGAUCAAAUUAGUGGAGGGCCUGAAAGAUCUGGGCAUGUGCGGGGGUCGUCCUGCCGGUGUCGUCGGCCGAAUUAUGAGCGUUCUAGUCCACCAGAAGUAUCUUCACUAUCAUGGGCAACGAGCAGCCCGUCUCGCCUUGGACCAAUCUAUCUAUGAUAAAGAAGACCAUCAUAGAUCAUGGGGCUUCCGAAUCCUAUCUCCUCUUCUUUUCAACGAGCCACGGAUGCAGCUCCAGCAAUUGGAGAAAAUUUGGACCGAUAGGAUUAGUCAUUCUGUACAUUGGAGGAGGACGAUCGACAAACUUCAAGAGGGAUGGGAGAAACUGUCCCUUACUACAACCGUCAUGCUGACUGUCGAUGUUUCCUUCCUGGCAAUCCAAAGCGUGGAUGUCGGCUUUAAUAAGCCCAGUUUUCGUUGCGCGGCUCAGAUAGCCAUCUACUUAUCCACAGUUGCCAGCGCAGGUAGCAUCAUUCUCGGCUUAUUGCUCAAUCGGCACCAUCGAGUGAUGUCUCGGAACGAUGCAGAGGUGGCUCAAAGGUAUAUGUGGAGUAAACGUCAUCCAUCGCGGGGUCUGGAGACUCUUGCAAUUAUGUACAGUUUACCGUACGCGUUGCUCAUGUGGGCCAUUGUCCACUUUAUGCUUUUCGAUCAAUCCUACGGCCUGGUCGCAUGGUUCCUACAUACCGACUGGAAUGGGGACAAUCAUCCAGGACUGGAUCGAGUGGCGGGUUGGGCACAUAUAUGGCCGAAGCAGGAUGGUUGUGAAGAAAGCAAGAUACGGCAGUUCUUUAGGCGAAUGCUGGCGCGUCGGCCGGGUGUGGUUCAAGAUAACGGUAGUAGCCCAGUGGCAGUGUAG
Gloeophyllum trabeum ATCC 11539 is the source of this 2325-nucleotide messenger RNA. RefSeq lists its product as uncharacterized. The transcript is spliced from 18 exons. The record is from RefSeq and is a predicted model, not a curated record. The coding region runs from base 1 to 2325 and encodes 774 amino acids. NCBI's taxonomy places the organism in Eukaryota, Fungi, Basidiomycota, Agaricomycetes, Gloeophyllales, Gloeophyllaceae.